This is a messenger RNA of Spirometra erinaceieuropaei, 1626 nucleotides long. The record is from the annotation of a GenBank genome assembly. Lineage: Eukaryota; Metazoa; Platyhelminthes; Cestoda; Diphyllobothriidea; Diphyllobothriidae.
AUGAAACCCUCUAACUCUGCCGCCGCGCGGUUUUAUGGUCUUCCGAAGGUACCCAAAUCUAACAUACCUCUUAGACCCAUCGUCUCCCUACGUGGUACUCCUACUUUCGGUUUGGCAAAAUGGAUGUUUGCUCGUCUUAAGUUCCUGGCAGAAGGAUCGCCAACAACAGUGGCCUCUGCUAAUCAGUUCCUUGAACGUUUAAAACAUCUGAAACUAGAGCCAGAUGAAUCCAUGGUAUCGUUUGAUGUCGUUUCACUCUUUACCUCCAUUCCACAACAACUAGCGAUUGACGUUGUGAGACAACUCCUGGCUGACCGCUACAACGAGAGAGACAAUCCCCUGAAGACUGAACAUCUCGUGGAGCUCUUACGCUAUUGCCUAAAAACAUAUUUCACCUUUGGUGGACAAAUGUAUGAACAAAUCAAAGGCACCCCUAUGGGCUCCCCCAUAUCAGGGCUGAUUGCUGAAGUGGUUCUUCAACGGAUAGAACACUUGGUGUUCACCAAGUAUCAACCAAAGUUCUCGGCUCGUUACGUCGAUGACACCUUCGCCAUUGUCAAAUCAUCUGACGUGGAGCACCUUAAAGAAUUACUGAACUCGGUUGACCAGAAUAUGCAAUUCACGAUGGAAGCCGAAACAAACAACCAACUUCCCUUCCUCGAUGUCCUUGUGCGUCGGUGUGCAACUGGACAAUUACAAACUACCGUUUUCAGAAAAGCCACCAACACAAGACAAAUACUGCGCUUCAACAGCAAUCACCCCCUCUCUCACAAACGCAGCUGUGUCCGUACUCUGUUCCAAAGAGUUGAAACACACUGCAGCACACCAGCCGACAAAAGAGUUGAACGACAAUAUCUUCAUGAUCUCUUUCAAACCAAUGGAUACCCAAGCCACUUCAUCAAGCAAAGCAAGUGCCGAGUGAACAGACGACGGCCACAAGAAGAACAACCCGAAGUCUGGAGGGCUAUUCCUUACAUUAAAGGAGUCUCCGAAGCGGUUUCAAGACAGCUACAACCCGCCAGGGUAGGUAUUGUCCAUCGACCCCAGGCAACAAUUCGUCGCCGUUUGAUGCAACCCAAAGACAUACUGCCACCCACUGAAACCUCAGCAGUUGUCUAUCAAAUACGUUGUAAGGAUGGAGACUGCAACUACGUUGGGGAAACCGGACGGAAAUUGCAGACCCGCCUACAUGAGCACAAACUGGCAACACGGAGACUAGACCCAAACUCACAGCUUGCGGCUCACAUCGGGGAAACUGGUCUUAGUUUUGAUUUUCAAGGAGCAGCCGUCACAGGCAGGGGCACCUCAAGGACUGAGCGUCUCACUCUUGAGGCUUGGUACUCAGAUGCCAACUCCAUCAACAGGCAUCUAGACCUUCCUUCGGCCUAUAAAGUCCUACGUCACUUCAUACACCGUGACGAAGACAAGACAAUCACACGGAGCCUAAGAAUGCCGAGCAAACACGGCCUGUCGACCACUUCACCCAAAAGGGGAAAGCAAACGCAACCAACCCCAAUUGAGGUGACGACACGUAUUACAGGAGGCCACAAACAUUCACAGGCGACGGCCAGUAGGCCGAGGCAAAGAAGGAAGAAAAAAAAAAUCGAUCAGCCCAGGGCCAACUAA